AUGUCUUUUUUUGUGGUAAGCUUCUGGUUUCUGGUGGUGGUGUGUGGAGCUUUUUACCUUUAUACUAGAAGUGCCGUCCAAGUGUUCAUUAAGGACCAUUCCUUCUACACAUUUAAAAGGACUUACAUAAUUGUUUAUCUGCUGGCCAUGGCUGGAGACUGGCUGCAGGGUCCCCAUGUUUAUGCUCUUUAUGAAAGCUAUGGCAUGACAGUUCACCAGAUCGAGCUGCUGUUUGUAGCUGGAUUUGGGUCCAGCAUGUUAUUUGGCACCUUCAUUGGUUCUUUUGCUGAUAAAUUUGGGCGUCGUUUCAACUGCAUCAUCUAUGGUAUUUUGUACUGUUUGUCAUGUGUUACAAAACAUUUUCCUAACUUUUACAUAUUGUUCUGUGGACGGAUCCUUGGAGGAAUUGCCACUUCCAUUUUGUAUAGUGCCUUUGAAUCUUGGUUGAUUCAUGAAUUCAAUGCUAAAAACUUUGACCAAAAUCUCUUAGGCAGCAUUUUCAGCUCAGCUGUUCUUGGUAAUUCUUUAAUUGCAAUUGCUAUGGGUUUGGUGGCUCAAUUUGUUGCUGACAUGUUUGGAUUUGUAGCUCCAUUUGAUGUGUCCAUGUCUGUUCUUGCAAUAAUGAUUCUGGUCAUUGUGUUUGCAUGGACUGAGAAUUAUGGUGACCAGAACAUUGAUCUUAGUCAGUCUCUGAACAAUGCUCUCAUAUCUAUUCGGACUGAUUUCAAAAUCUUGUGCCUUGGCUUGAUCCAGUCAUUAUUUGAAGGUUCUAUGUAUGUGUUUGUCAUUGAGUGGACCCCAGCACUAAGUAGUGCUAUUAGCAGUACUGUUUCAACAAGUGCCAACAUUCCCAAAGCAACCAUUCCUCAUGGAAUCAUCUUUGCUUCUUUUAUGCUUUGCAUCAUGAUUGGUUCUUCUCUCUUUAAGCUGCUUUCAAAAUAUAGUUCUGUGGAAUCUUUUAUGCGAAUAGUUCUUUUAAUCUCAGCAUUGACAUUUUUGAUGCCAGUCAUGUUCCCAUUGAACCAGUGCAUAAUAUUUGUAGCUUUCCUUCUUUUUGAAGUUUGUGUUGGAAUUUUCUGGCCAUCAUUAAGUACAAUGCGAGGAAAAUAUGUUCCAGAAAACACUCGAGCUACAAUCAUGAAUUUCUUCCGGGUUCCCCUUAAUAUCAUUGUUAUCAGCAUUCUAAUAUUGAAUUUAAAUUCGAAAAUCAUCUUUACAUUUUGCCUUUUCUUUUUGUUAUUGGCCACUUUUUGCCAACAGUGGCUUUACAACUUAUACCUACUUCUUCCCAGAUCAGCCACAACAAAAUCCACAAUGGAACCACCACUGCUACAAUCAAAAGAUGAUCGUCUAUUGCCACUAAGUAUGAAAGAGGAGCCUCUCAGUGUCCAAAAAAUUGAAGCUCUUGAGAGUCAGACAAGUCUUGUGUAG
Molecule: messenger RNA, 1431 nt
Organism: Acanthosepion pharaonis
Lineage: Eukaryota; Metazoa; Mollusca; Cephalopoda; Sepiida; Sepiidae
Source: the annotation of a GenBank genome assembly